CGAUCAGAUGACCGACCGGUUUCAGAUUCGAUCAAGUUGCCGUUGAUUUUUCUCUCGAAGCCUGAAGAUGGCUAGGCUUUUAAAAAAUACAUUGCCGAUGUUGAAAUCGGUGCGCGCCGGCUCAUCGGCGGUGACCGUCCCGUCGUACAUUACCAAAUUGGCCGGCCGGGAGGUAAUUGGUUUCGGGCACAACGGCGAGGCGAACUACGUCGACAGGAGUGACUUCCCAAUGCCUUCAGUGCGCUUCGGCAAGAAGACGCCAGCUAUACGCGAACUCCAGGAGAAGGAGAAAGGCGACUGGAAGAAACUGAGCAUGGCGGAUAAGAAGGCUUUAUACCGUUACUCCUUCUGCCAGACGCUCGCAGAAGUCGAAGCACCCACCGGCGAAUGGAAGAGCAUACUCGGCUUCUCGCUCAUUCUUAUUUCCUCAUCGCUCUGGCUUUUCAUGUUUACAAAAUUCUUCGGCCAUAAUCCCGAAUUGCCAGAGUCGUUCAGCGAAAACAGAAAGAGGGCUCAACUGAGACGAAUACUCGACCUGAAAAUGGACCCCAUUGAAGGCAUCUCUUCAAAAUGGGACUACGAAAACGACAAGUGGAAGUAAACAUUCUGUAUAAAAUUUAAAAAAUCUUUUCAGUAGUUGUAAUAUUCAUCGGUACGAUGUAAAUCUUUGAACUUAUUACAUGGAAGGAGAAAUAAAAUUGUAUUUAACAUUUAA
This is a messenger RNA of Cimex lectularius (bed bug), 715 nucleotides long. It is a transcript of the gene COX4, whose product is annotated as cytochrome c oxidase subunit 4 isoform 1, mitochondrial. NCBI's taxonomy places the organism in Eukaryota, Metazoa, Arthropoda, Insecta, Hemiptera, Cimicidae. The transcript has 3 exons. Gene Ontology annotation, biological process: mitochondrial electron transport, cytochrome c to oxygen. The coding region runs from base 68 to 601 and encodes 177 amino acids. The record is from RefSeq and is a predicted model, not a curated record.